This is a messenger RNA of Coniophora puteana RWD-64-598 SS2, 1870 nucleotides long. RefSeq names its product general substrate transporter. The coding region runs from base 266 to 1870 and encodes 534 amino acids. Gene Ontology annotation, biological process: transmembrane transport; carbohydrate transport. Gene Ontology annotation, cellular component: membrane. Lineage: Eukaryota; Fungi; Basidiomycota; Agaricomycetes; Boletales; Coniophoraceae. Gene Ontology annotation, molecular function: carbohydrate:proton symporter activity. The record is from RefSeq and is a predicted model, not a curated record. The transcript has 13 exons.
GCUCAUUCUGCGCUCGUCCCGCCCUUUGGAUUGAUCCCAUUGUCCAUGGCGAUCCCGGAUCCGUGACGUCGACGGUACCGCCGAUCUACCCGCCCCCUUGCUCACGAGGACUGAUCGCCUGUUCGCGGCCCGAUGUUUUCCUUGGCCAAAAGCCGGAGAAGCCGGUGGUAUAUAGGGCACUGUGGGGGCCCCGCAUAACCAUCUCCGUUUAAUUUGUGUCCACUCUUGCGGGCCUCUAUCGUUCAGCGCGCGCUCACGAGUCACCAUGGCUCCGCUUACCGGCAAGCGACUCUACUACACGAUUAACUUUGUCGCUGGUCUCGCCAUCUUCUUCUUCGGCUAUGACCAAGGCAUGAUGGGCGGCGUGAACACAGCGCCGCACUAUGUGCAGACAAUGGGGCUCGGCUACUCGACGUACGAGGGUCCGUCUGAAGGUUAUGUCGCGACGAUCACGAAUCCUACACGGCAAGGCGGGAUUGUCAGUAUCUACUACUUGGGCACUCUCAUCGGGGCGUUGAUGGCUGGUGUCAUGGGAGACAGACUCGGACGCCUCAAGACCAUGAUUAUUGGCAGCAUUUGGGUUCUCAUUGGCGCCGCCCUCCAGUGUUCCGCCCAAAACAUCGCCUGGAUGCUCUGCGCACGCGUUAUCAAUGGGAUCGGUACCGGUUUCUUGAACGCCAUAGUGCCCGUGUGGAGCGCCGAAGUUGCGACGCACACCUCUCGCGGCGCGUUCAUCGCGAGCGAGUUCACACUCAACAUCUUUGGUGUCGUCGUUGCGUACUGGCUCGAGUUUGGCCUGGGAUUCGUUGGGGAUGGCAACACACAGAUUCGGUGGAGGUUCCCCAUCGCAUUCCAAAUCAUACCCGUGUUUGCGUUCAUGUUUGCUCUGAUAUGGAUGCCUGAAUCGCCCCGAUGGCUGCUCAAAGUCGGCCGCGUCGACGAAGCUCGCGAAAUCUUGUAUCGUAUCCGGAGCGAUGAGAUCGCAGCAGGCAACUCAGAUCUCGAAACCGAGAUACAAGGAAUCGUCGAAAUCGUCAACCUGGAGAAGGCGCACUCGAAGCAGAACUCGUACUGGUCGAUGUUCUGGGGCACUGGCUGGGGAGACCUGCACGUUGGGAGACGCGUUCAGCUCGCGAUUUGGUUGCAGAUCGUCCAAGAAUGGGUUGGUAUCGCAGCCGUUACUAUGUGGGCACCAACCAUCUUCGCGCAAGCUGGCUACAGCGCUCGCAAGUCUCAGUGGCUCUCCGGACUCAACGAUAUCACAUACUGCAUCAGCACCCUUGUCUCCAUCUUAACCAUCGACCGUUGGGGCCGUCGCUUCGGGCUCUACUGGGGCGCUGUAGGCCAAGGCAUCGCGAUGAUCCUCUCCGGCGCCUUUGGGCGCCUGCUUAGAGACCAUCCGGAGAAGGCGGCGCAAUACGGCGCUGCGUCUGCGUUCUGGAUCUUCGUAUACACGGCCGUGUUCGGUGCAACCUGGCUCACGAUACCCUGGGUGUACCCGACGGAGAUCUUCCCGCUUGAAGUGCGCGCGAAGGGGAACGCAUGGGGCGUCGUCGGGUGGAGCAUUGGCAACGGAUGGUUGACGUUGUUGAAUCCAGUCAUGUUCAACGCGAUUCAGGAGAACACACUGCACAUCUUCGGAGCGGUCAAUUUCCUGAGUAUCCCGAUGGUGUGGGCUUUCUAUCCCGAGACGGCCAACCGCACGCUGGAGGAGAUUGACCUGCUCUUCUCGAGCAAUAGUCCGUUCGCAUGGGACGAGGAGGCACACUUUGUGAAGCUCAAAGCACAACGUGCACAGGAUUUGAAGGAUGUCACAGACGACGGGAGCAGCAAGGACGGAGGAGAGAAGGCACACACGGAGCACGUCUAG